AUGUUUUACUUUCACUGUCCUCCACAACUAGACGGAGAGUGUUGUCGGACAAACACAUUGAAUACAAAUGGCUUUGGGAACCACGCCUCUGGAGACUUUGAUGACGGUUUUCUGAGGAGAAAACAACGCAGAAACCGAACAACGUUUACUUUACAACAGCUGGAAGCUUUGGAGGCAGUUUUCGCACAGACCCAUUAUCCAGAUGUGUUUACAAGGGAGGAACUCGCAAUGAAAAUCAACCUAACCGAAGCCCGUGUCCAGGUCUGGUUUCAGAACCGAAGGGCGAAGUGGAGGAAGACGGAGAGGGGAAGCUCGGACCAAGAGGGUGGAAAGGACCAGAUUAACGAAGGUGCUCCUCCUGCCAGAGCCCUGAAUCAGUCUCCAGUCGAUCAGGGCCAAAACAAAAAGGAGCCCUUGGAAAUGCAGCAAAAUAUGAACAGAGCCGUCGGGCCGGGUGGGCCGUUCUUCCCUUCCUGUUUACCUGGGACUCUACUCAACACUGCCACAUAUGCCCAGGCCUUAUCACAAGUGGCGUCUUUAAAAGGAAGCCCUCUCUGUUCCUGCUGCGUGCCUGACCCAAUGGGGCUCUCCUUCCUACCCCCCUAUGGGUGCCAGAGCAACCGAACAGCCAGCGUGGCAGCGCUCCGAAUGAAGGCCAGGGAACAUUCAGAGGCUGUGCUGCAGUCAGCCAACCUCCUCGGAGCUGGAGCAGGAGCUGGAGCUGGAACAGGAGCCGGAGCAGGAACAGGAGCAGGAACAGGAGCAGGAGCAGGGAUAGGAGUUGGGAUGGGCCAGGGAAACAGCGCUGUCGGACGAGGAGACAGCAGCCCGGGCUCUGGUGCCACUAAAGUGCCAAGUCAGGGGGCCACCUCCGACAAGCAGCUGCACUGCCCAAAGGAGGGUCCUGACAAGAAGUGA
Chanos chanos (milkfish) is the source of this 918-nucleotide messenger RNA. RefSeq names its product dorsal root ganglia homeobox (gene drgx). Gene Ontology annotation, biological process: regulation of transcription by RNA polymerase II. Gene Ontology annotation, molecular function: RNA polymerase II transcription regulatory region sequence-specific DNA binding; DNA-binding transcription factor activity, RNA polymerase II-specific. Lineage: Eukaryota; Metazoa; Chordata; Actinopteri; Gonorynchiformes; Chanidae. The transcript is spliced from 6 exons. The record is from RefSeq and is a predicted model, not a curated record. Bases 1 to 918 code for a protein of 305 amino acids.